Messenger RNA from Thrips palmi, 2074 nucleotides. RefSeq lists its product as uncharacterized. The transcript is spliced from 5 exons. The record is from RefSeq and is a predicted model, not a curated record. Bases 295 to 741 code for a protein of 148 amino acids. Gene Ontology annotation, cellular component: extracellular region. Gene Ontology annotation, molecular function: heparin binding; growth factor activity. Gene Ontology annotation, biological process: mesoderm morphogenesis. Lineage: Eukaryota; Metazoa; Arthropoda; Insecta; Thysanoptera; Thripidae.
GCGCAGGCGUAGCAGCGUAGCAGGCAGGCAGGCAGGCAGCCACAGGAGCAAAGCAGGAGCCGAGCCAAGCGGCUCGCAGCAGAGUACAGCGGGGCUGCACACACUCAGCAGCGCGACGCGUCGAGACGAGACGAGCAGCACCGCGACGACGACGUUGGACGACGUCCUGAGAGUCCAGUGAGGACUUGGUGACCGGCCCGUCGUGUCGAGCCGUGUCCGCACCGGGCGCAGGGGCAGCGCAGCGCAGGACGCGAGGACCUCGCCGUUGGACGCAUUGCCUACACGUCCGUCAGGAUGAAGUGGGGCCUGUCCGUGGUGGCGGUGGGCGCGCUGCUCUUCCUGGCCGUGGCGGCCGCCGACGGUGAAGUCUGGGAGGAGGACGACGGCGAGGUGCUGAUCCGCAGCGAGCGCGGCGCCAAGACUCGCAACGACCCCUGCCGCUACGCCAAGGGCGCGUGGUCCGAGUGCGACACCAAGUCCAACACCCGCACCAGGACGCUGACGCUCAAGAAGGGCGACGCGGCCACCUGCGAACAGACCAAGACCAUCCAGAAGAAGUGCAAGAAGGCCUGCCGCUAUGACAAGGGACCCUGGGGCGAGUGCACGAGCGGGCGCAUGGCGCGCACGGACGCACUGCGGCCCAACUCGGACCCGUCCUGCGAGCAGGCCCGCCAGAUCACCAAGCGGUGCAAACCCAAGGGCCAGAAGAAGGCCAAAGGCACCCGUCGCAACAAGCAGUAAACUUCCAGCAGCCGCAGCGUCCAGCAACUUGAGCAGCAUCAUUCAUCUCGCUAGCUGAACUCUCCCAUCAUGUUCUCCAUAUUUAUUUUUAUUUAUCAAUCGUAAAUGUCUUUACUGCUAUACUGGAAUUUUUGGGGUUUUUACUUUUCCUAAAUUCAUUUCUCCAGUCAAUACAUAGUGUUUCUUGAAUACUUGUUUGAAAUUUAAGAACUUUAGACUUCAUAGCUUUAAGAUACUGUAUUCUGUAAUUUUGUCUAUGGCAUUGCACAAUACUCAACAAUUGUAGAAUCUCUUGCAAAGUCGUUGUGUCAAAUAGAUGUUAGAGAACCCUCAUUUAUUUUGCUCCUCUCCUUUCUUCAGUUACUUAUAUGAAAGUGUUCAUUUGGUUUAAAACUAAUUAUUUAAACGUUUGCCUUUUUUACUUAACAAGACUGCAAACGUAAUGGUUGAUAGUCAACAUUCAUAUUAAUCAGCAGUGUUCUCAUUAGAAUCAAUGCAUUUACAUAAUCAUCUAGACAUAAAUAUGUAAUAACCGUUCAAAGUAUUUGUCCCCACUUUAGAAUUUAUCCAAGUUCAGAAUCUCAAACAUAUUACUGUAGGGGAUAUAGUGAUGUUAAACUUAGUUUGCAUUCAUGUUACAUAGAUUGUCUUUUGAAUUACUGAAGCUGCAUUUUCCAGGUCAAGCGAGCCAUCUCACAUGCCGCUUUUGAAAAAAAAAUGUUGUUUUUGAGAUUUCUUGUAUUUUACAAGUACAUGCAUUUGCAACAUGGAAUGACACCAUUAUCCCCCCACACACACUCUGUUGUGCAUUUUUGUGCAACAUCCAAAGCACAUGUAAGCAGCCCCUUACUGGUUUAAAUUUGCAUUUGCUUUCUGCUCGCAUCGCAGUAGAUGUUUCUCUCAUAUCAGUUCAUCAAGUUGCAUCUCUCAUCCAACCGAAUCAUUUUAGGUUACAGAUAUAAAUUAGCUAGAAUGUCAUUCCAUUUUCUAGAAUUUGUAACAGUGUAAUGUUAUCUGACUGAUUUAAGUUCAAUACGUUGUAUAAAACAAAAACCGAGUAUUCAACUGCAAACCAUAUUUAUUCCUUAAAAAAGUAUCAAAAAAUUUUAACUACCUUCCCCAUAAAUUGAAAACAUCAGUAAACAAUAGGAAAAAAAUUAUAAAAUACAAUAACAUUUAUGACAGUUUCAUAGUACUUGAAAAGUUCUGAGCGAGGAGACAGUGGUUGGUGUCCUUUAACUGGUCCAGACUGUAACAAAGAACAAUCAAGCAGUGUACCAAGUAAUUCUUUAAGAAAUAAAAUAGAAUAUGAAAUUCUGAAUGUCUCAACAAA